AUGAACUACUGUAAAGAAUGCGGGAGAGGCUUCACCACUUCAAAGGACUUCAAACAAUAUGAACUCCUUCACAGUGGCGUUAAAAAGCAUGUCUGCGAUCAGUGUGGGUCAUCCUUCAUCAGUGCACCAAUUCAUAGCUUGAACACAGCAGAGCUUGAUAUAAAGACCUGGGUGACAACUAACUGUAUGCUGCUCAUUAUACUUGGCCCUAAAAUACCUAGAAAUAUGGUAUCUAACCAGAUACUUGCUCUGGAUGGCAUUACCUUGGCCUCCAAUCGUACAAUGCUUGAUAAUACUCUUUCAUUCCAGUCUCACAUUAAUUACAUAACCCGGUCUGCUUACUUCCAUUUACGUAAUAUUAACCGACUCCGUCCCUUCCUUACCCCUCAUGCUGCUGCCAUCCUUGUUCAUAGUCUUAUUACAUCCCGUAUUGAUUACUGUAAUUCCCUCCUAUUUGGAUCAAAUAAUAGAAACAUAGUCCUUCAAUUAAUCCAAAAUGCUGCAGCAAGAGUACUGACAGGGACUAGAAAGAGAGAGCAUAUUUCUCCUGUUUUGGCUUCCCUUCAUUGGCUUCCUGUAAAAUCCAGAAUUGAAUUCAAAAUCCUGCUCCUCACAUACAAGGUCUUAAAUAAUCAGGCCCCAUCUUAUCUUAAUGACCUUGUAGUACCAUAUCACCCUAUUAGAGCACUUUGCUCUCGCUCUGCAGGCUUACUUGUUGUUCCUAGGGUAUUUAAAAGUAGAAUGGGAGGCAGAGCCUUCAGUUUUCAGGCCCCUCUUCUGUGGAACCAGCUUCCAGUUUGGAUUCGGGAGACAGACACUAUCUCUACUUUCAAGAUUAGGCUUAAAACUUUCCUUUUUGUUAAAGCAUAUAGUUAG
Pelmatolapia mariae (spotted tilapia) is the source of this 876-nucleotide messenger RNA. RefSeq lists its product as uncharacterized. The record is from RefSeq and is a predicted model, not a curated record. The transcript is spliced from 6 exons. The coding region runs from base 1 to 876 and encodes 291 amino acids. Lineage: Eukaryota; Metazoa; Chordata; Actinopteri; Cichliformes; Cichlidae.